GGGUUGGGUGGUGUUUUAUGUAGCAAGAUUUGUCCCUUGAGAAGGAAAAGAUUUUUUGUUGAAGCGCAAAUGGACCAAGAAUUUGACUGCUAGACAUUUGCAAUUGCAAAACCCCCUUCUCCCACUCUGGAUUUGUUUCGGCGCCAAUGGCAGAAAAACUAGCUCUUCCUCUUCUCCUCCCAAACCCACCACCACCAAAACCUUUCUUCCAAGACACCCACUCCUCCGUCCCUGUUCCCUCUCCCCCGCCGCCCUUAACCCCUCUAUUCCAAGAAUUCUUCCACCACCAACAGCCCCAGCCCACCACCUCCUCCACUUCCCCGAACUACCCCUCCUCGGUACCAAGACCACGACGUCGCAUUGGAAAACACGGAGAUCCCAAUAAGGGUAAGCCUUGGUUUCACAACCGCCUCUCUUCUCAAGGUGAGCUCACUCUUCACUCCCUCAUUCAUCCUCAAUUCAACAUACAACAGCUGGACGAUGAGUUAUCUUCUUUGUUCAAUUCUCGUCAUCGAGAAAACGAAUUCUUAAACGAUUGUACAGAUGCAGUAUUUUCUGAUGUCUUGGGUAUAAUUAAGGCUUUGGGCUACUAUAAAAAAUGUGACUUGGCUUUAAAUGUGUUUGAAUGGAUUAAGAAACGUGAGAAUUCGGAGAAUUUGAUUAAUGGGUCUCUUGUGGCGGUGAUUAUUAGUAUGUUGGGCAAAGAGGGUCGGGUUUCUACUGCUGCUUCUUUGUUUCAUAAUUUGCAUAAAGAUGGAUUUGGGGUUGAUGUGUACGCCUAUACUUCUUUGAUAACCGUUUUUUCGAGUAAUGGGCGGUACAGGGAGGCCGUAAUGGUUUUCAAGAAAAUGGAGGAGGAGGGUUGCAAGCCUACUUUGAUCACGUACAACGUGAUUUUGAAUGUUUAUGGCAAAAUGGGCAUGCCUUGGCAUAAAAUUAUGGCGGUUUUUGAUGGUAUGAAGAGCUCGGGUGUUGCUCCUGAUGCUUACACAUAUAAUACCAUGAUAAGCUGUUGUCGACGGGGCUCUUUGUAUGAGGAAGCUAAGGGAAUUUUUGAGGAGAUGAAGUUAGCUGGAUUUGUGCCGGAUAAGGUGACCUAUAAUGCGCUACUGGAUGUUUAUGGAAAGUCCAGGAGGCCUAAAGAGGCCAUGGAAGUUUUGAGGGAGAUGGAAAUUAAUGGUUUUUCACCCAGUACUGUGACUUACAAUUCCCUGAUAUCUGCUUAUGCUAGGGAUGGUUUGUUGGAGGAAGCGUUAGAGCUCAAAGCUCAGAUGCUUGAAAAGGGGAUGAAGCCAGAUGUGUUCACUUAUACUACACUGUUGUCAGGUUUUGAGAAGGCUGGAAAGGAUGAACCUGCAAUGAGGGUAUUUGAGGAGAUGCAACGUUCAGGUUGUAAUCCAAAUAUAUGCACCUUUAAUGCUCUAAUCAAGAUGUUUGGAAAUCGUGGAAAGUUUGCAGAAAUGAUGAAGAUUUUUGAUGAUAUUAAGGCUUGUGGAUGCAAGCCAGACGUUGUUACUUGGAAUACCCUUUUGGCUGUGUUUGGGCAGAAUGGAAUGGACACUGAAGUAUCUGGGGUGUUCAAAGAAAUGAAGCGAUCAGGUUUUGUAGCUGAGAGGGAUACUUUUAACACCUUAAUAAGUGCUUACAGUAGAUGUGGAUCUUUUGAUCAGGCAAUGGCUAUUUAUAAGCGCAUGUUAGAAGCAGGGGUAACUCCUGACCUUUCCACUUAUAAUGCUGUUUUGGCAGCGCUGGCUCGGGGAGGGCUGUGGGAGCAAUCGGAGAAAGUUUUUGCUGAAAUGAAGAAUGGCCGAUGUAAACCCAAUCAGUUGACUUAUAGUUCCUUGCUUCACUCAUAUGCUAAUGGGAAACAAAUUAAGAAGAUACACGCUCUAGCUGAAGACAUAUAUUCAGGAGUAAUUGAACCCCACACAGUGCUGCUGAAAACCCUUGUUCUGGUCUAUAGCAAAAGUGAUCUAUUAAUGGAAACAGAGCAAGCGUUUGUAGAGCUAAGAAGAAAAGGUUCCUCUCCAGAUAUAACUACUCUGAAUGCAAUGGUCUCAAUAUAUGGUCGCCGGCAAAUGAUUGACAAGGCAAAUGAGAUCCUAAACUUUAUGAAAAAAAGUGGAUUCACGCCUAGUCUGACAACAUACAAUAGUUUGAUGUACAUGUACAGCCGUUCUGCAAAUUUUGAGAGAGCUGAAGAAAUACUGAGGGAUCUGCUAUCCAAAGGAAUCAAGCCUGAUGUCAUUUCAUACAAUACUGUAAUCUAUGCAUAUUGCAGGAAUGGUCGGAUGAAAGAUGCAUCAAGAAUUUUCUUAGAAAUGACAGAAUCUGGACUUACUCCAGAUGUAAUCACAUAUAAUACCUUUGUUGCAAGUUAUGCGGCUGAUGCAAUGUUUGUGGAGGCUACUGAUGUGAUUCGAUAUAUGAUCAGCCAUGGUGUCAAGCCAAAUGCAAGCACAUAUAAUUCCAUUGUGGAUUGGUACUGUAAGCUUAAUAGGAGUGAUGAGGCAAUAAUGUUUGUUAGUAAUCUUCGCAAACUCAAUCCUAAUAUUUCUAAGGAGGAAGAAUGCAGAUUAUCAGAACGGCUGAUGAAGAAAUGAUUAUAAAUGCUUCCGUCUGCAAUGGAUUCCAGCAGCACUGUUUCCUUCUCUGCUCGUUCUGUUACCAACCCUGAAAGCUGUCUACAUUAGUUUUCUUUCCCAGAAAGUGACUUGAUGAACAGGCUUCUCUCUAUAUAUGGUCUUGUUGCGACAUGCUUUUUAUCUGGUUUGCAAAGGUGACAUUGAUUCUUGAAAGACUAAUAUGUAGGACUUGGAAAUCUAGAACACAGUUAUCUAAUGUACCUUCACAAUUAGUAGGUACAGGUGCAGUCACGUACAGCUGUGCGUCAUGGUCUCAAAAUCACUUUGAUGUUGUAUUAUGAGACAUUUCAGAAAAGAGAACCAAAUUGUGAUGUAAAUAUUUCUAUAGUAGAAGCUAUACAUUUUAAGUAAGUUUAAAUAAAGCUGUCUGUUCUCCCGUC
Sesamum indicum (sesame) is the source of this 3025-nucleotide messenger RNA. RefSeq names its product Pentatricopeptide repeat (PPR) superfamily protein. Gene Ontology annotation, molecular function: protein binding. The record is from RefSeq and is a predicted model, not a curated record. Lineage: Eukaryota; Viridiplantae; Streptophyta; Magnoliopsida; Lamiales; Pedaliaceae.